Messenger RNA from Xylaria bambusicola, 611 nucleotides. RefSeq lists its product as uncharacterized. Lineage: Eukaryota; Fungi; Ascomycota; Sordariomycetes; Xylariales; Xylariaceae. Bases 96 to 416 code for a protein of 106 amino acids. The transcript has a single exon. The record is from RefSeq and is a predicted model, not a curated record.
ACAGAGGGCAGCAACAAGAUAAUGCCGGCGCCCUAUGACCAACACUCGACUGGAUAUUCGGCGCUUCCGAACUUCAACACAAGCGAGGCCUUGCUAUGAGACCACUGAUUAGCAUGACGACCUAUAGUCAUGCGAGUUCAUGGGCUGUGCUUUGCUUGAUAGGCUUGAUAGGCUUGAUAGGCUUGAUAGCUAUGGCCGCGAGGUUGGGGACCGCGUUUGCACACAAUGUAGACAUUGGGCCAACUGUGGGUAGCCAUGCGCGUUCCCCCUUUGCUCAAGCCUACACUCACCCGAUAGAGCGCCGUGAGCUUCAUCGUAAAGCCUGUCAUUGCUUUACUAUCCACCGCCUUCUUGUCAAUCAUGGCACCAAACCCGGGCAAACAUGGGUUUCAAAUGACAAUGAUCACAUUGACUAGAUGUGAUGUUGUUUGCUCGUCGCACCAAAGCUCUCACUAAAAGCCAGGCGUGUAAAAACUGAAAUUUGCAAUCUGGAUCAAAGAGCACCAGAUUGGCCCGAUUUGAGACACUGGGAUGAAGAGCGAGACUUUGAUCUCAACGUGGGUCCUUCCCGGCGCCAUGUCUGGUCGAUAGUUGAUCAAUUGAGAUCGGUC